UUUUAAAAAUUAUGCUUCUGGGAUAUUUUGUUGAAUAACUAAUUAAAUCAUAUUUAGUAUAAGCUGUAAUAUUUUAUAAAAUGUGGAUGUAAAAUACUACAUAAAGAUUGUGUUAAAAAAAAUAAAUAUGUAUUUUAUUUAAAACAUUUUUAGUUAGAUAAGAAAUUUAAAGCUGUUUUCUUAAAAAAAAAGAAGGAAAAAAAGAAAGAAAAGAAAAUAAAGAAGAAGUCCGAGUGCGCGCGCGCGCUUUGUAAACAAAAAGUCUACGUCACAGGCCCUUGUCCAAUCAGCGCACGGUCCUUCCUCUUCCGUGCAGACUCGGACCUUCGGCAGCGCCAUGCCAGAGCUGCUGCUGCUGUAGCUGCGUCGUCUUCAUCGCUCCUCUUCCUCCUCUCGUUCACAGCGGCCGCAGCGGAGCGGCGGGGCUUCGGGCUUCGACAUGCCGAACAUCGUGCUCUUCAGCGGGAGCUCCCACCACGACCUGUCCCAGAAGGUGGCCGACCGGCUGGGCUUGGAUCUGGGGAAGGUGACCACGAAGAAGUUCAGCAACCAGGAGACGUGCGUGGAGAUCGGGGAGAGCGUGCGCGGCGAGGACGUGUACAUCGUUCAGAGCGGCUGCGGGGAAAUCAACGAUAACUUGAUGGAGCUGCUGAUCAUGAUCAACGCCUGCAAGAUUGCGUCAUCGUCCCGCGUCACCGCCGUCAUCCCCUGCUUCCCGUACGCCCGGCAGGACAAGAAGGACAAGAGCCGGGCCCCCAUCUCCGCCAAGCUGGUGGCCAACAUGCUGUCGGUGGCCGGAGCCGACCACAUCAUCACCAUGGACCUGCACGCCUCGCAGAUCCAGGGGUUCUUCGACAUCGCCGUGGACAACCUGUACGCCGAGCCCGCCGUGCUGCAGUGGAUCAAGGAGAACAUUCCGGAGUGGAAGAACUGUAUCAUCGUGUCUCCAGACGCCGGCGGAGCGAAGCGCGUGACCUCCAUCGCAGACCGCCUGAACGUGGACUUCGCCCUCAUCCACAAGGAGAGGAAGAAGGCCAAUGAGGUGGACCGGAUGGUGCUGGUCGGCGACGUCAAGGACCGCGUGGCCAUCCUGGUGGACGACAUGGCCGACACCUGUGGCACCAUCUGCUUCGCCGCAGACAAGUUGAUUGAAGCCGGAGCCCUGAAGGUCUACGCCAUCCUCACACACGGCAUCUUCUCAGGUCCCGCCAUCUCCCGCAUCAACAACGCCCCCUUCGAGGCCGUGGUGGUGACCAACACCAUUCCACAGGAGGAGAAGAUGAAGGCGUGCCCCAAAAUACAGGUCAUCGACAUCUCCAUGAUCCUGGCGGAGGCGAUCAGGAGAACCCACAACGGCGAAUCCGUGUCGUAUCUUUUCAGCCACGUGCCGCUGUGAGGCAAGCCGCCCUCCUCCCUCCACAGUUUUCCCAUCAGGCACCUGGGCUGACACCUUCACACCCCUGCAUCCUGCAAAAAGCCUCCAGUAAGGACCUGAUGGGCUUCAGCCAAGUACAUGUGACCUUUUGAAGGGUCACGCCCACACGGUGCAGUGACAUUUUCACCCAGCAGAUGGAGCCAAACACCAUUUCAUUCUCUCUACGUUUUAUUUAUGAGUUUUUCUGACUUUCACUUUUACCAAAGGGUCCAUUUUUAUCGUGUCUUAUUUUACUUCUUUUUAACCCCACCCUGGCCUGUCUUAAGAGACUCUUUCCUUUUUUCUAAAUAAAGACUAAACGUCACAGAUCGACGGCUAACUCACUAACAGUCUAACAUGAUUGUAAUGCAUCAAACAGCCCUGAUGCCUGCAUUGAUGUGACCACAAGCAGAAAACAUCAUUUUCACAGGAUUUUUUUUUUUCUAGUUUGCUUCAAACCUUCUGUCUUACUAACAUUUAGAUAAUCCUGAAAAGACGUCUGAGCCCGAAGCUUUUGCUAGAUUCCAGCCAACAUUUGUCGAAACAUUUCAUCACUUCUGUUUGAAAGAAGAAAGUCUUCACCGUUUGCCUGAAAAUGGAUGGAAAAUAUUUUUUUUUACAGGUAACUGAAGAAAAGCUGCUUCUUUAUUAAUAAAGGUCUGAACAUCGUCA
This is a messenger RNA of Oryzias melastigma (Indian medaka), 2086 nucleotides long. RefSeq names its product ribose-phosphate pyrophosphokinase 2. The record is from RefSeq and is a predicted model, not a curated record. Gene Ontology annotation, biological process: purine nucleotide biosynthetic process; 5-phosphoribose 1-diphosphate biosynthetic process. The transcript has 7 exons. Lineage: Eukaryota; Metazoa; Chordata; Actinopteri; Beloniformes; Adrianichthyidae. Gene Ontology annotation, molecular function: ribose phosphate diphosphokinase activity; magnesium ion binding. The coding region runs from base 440 to 1396 and encodes 318 amino acids. Gene Ontology annotation, cellular component: ribose phosphate diphosphokinase complex; cytoplasm.